This is a messenger RNA of Apis laboriosa (Himalayan honeybee), 1598 nucleotides long. Its product is annotated as protein PRRC1-like. Gene Ontology annotation, biological process: activation of protein kinase A activity. Lineage: Eukaryota; Metazoa; Arthropoda; Insecta; Hymenoptera; Apidae. The record is from RefSeq and is a predicted model, not a curated record. Gene Ontology annotation, cellular component: cytoplasm. Gene Ontology annotation, molecular function: protein kinase A regulatory subunit binding. The coding region runs from base 82 to 1227 and encodes 381 amino acids. The transcript has 5 exons.
UUUGCAUACAUAGCUACAUACGGAAAAUUCACAAUAUAGUUUUGGACAUUUAACGUGUAAAUUUAGAAAAGUUAAUCAGCAAUGACUGACGAUUCCAAUGGAGAAUCUACAUUCGAAUUUGUUGAAAGAAAGACAGAUGAAUCAUCUACAUCUGGAGAAAUAGUAAAAACGGAUUCUUUUAGCAGUUUAUCAUCAUCAACAUCUUUAUUAAUGCCACUAGGCAUAUCAACAUCUACAGGCAAUUUAUUAUCAAAUGUAGCACCACCUAGUGCAUUACCUAGCUUUAUUUCAAAUUCUGGAACAUUGAUAUCAGAAAGGCCUAGUAAUUUGGAAUCAUCUACGCAAAAGAAAUUUCAUGAACAGGAACCUACUAAAUCAAUGUUAAAUACUAUUAUUCAAUCUAAAUCAUUACAGCAAGAAACACAUCAAACAACUGUAACUUCUAUUAUUACUCCGUCCACACAAAAUGUACCAACUACAAUACCAUCAGAAACUGUGACUCAAGAUUCAGGAAUGGUUGGAGUUGGUUUAUUGUCAUGGGUUAAAGAAACAGUAGUAAAUAGUAAUGUAUUGAGCAAAGUUGCAGAAAAAGCAAAAAAUAGUGUUAAUACUAUGAUCACAACAUUAGAUCCUCAGAUGCGUGAGUUCAUUUAUUCUGGUGGUGACAUGGAGAUUAUAGUUGCAUCAGACAAAGAUGUUAAAAUAAGUCCUGUACGUCAGGCUUUUCAAACUGUUUUUGGAAAAGCAACAGUAACUGGUGUCUCAGUAGAAACUUCUGCUGUAGCUGCUCAACCAGUUGGUUUUGCUGCUGGUGUAAAAGGAGCAGAAGAGAGAAUUAAUUCUGCACGAAAUAUUCCUACUCUUCCAAAAGAUAUACCUAUAAUUGCAGUGGAAAAUUUUUUGUUAGAAGUUGGUGAAGAUAAGUGGUAUGAUUUAGGGGUGAUACUUCUUAAUGACCCCAAACGUAAUGUGAAUUUACAAACCUUCACUCAAAUGACUCCAGUACCAAGUCAAAUAGUAACAAUGGCACAAGAAGCUACACCUGAAGAUUAUCCUCUUAAAUGGUCUGGAUUGUCAGUUACUGUUGGUAGUUUAAUGGCAAAUAGCUUACAGGUUAAUCACAAUGAAUGGCAUCAUGCACUUACUGGAAUUUCCAGAAGAGACAUUAUACUUUUAGCAGUUCAAUCACUAGCUGGAAUUUAUAAAAAUACAAUUAAUCCUGUCUAAAUUUUUAUGAAGAAUACAUCGACGCAAUUUAUCAAUGAAUUGCGUUUUUGUAAAUAUAAUUAUAAUAAUAGUAUACUUGUAUCAGUUGCAAAAUUUAUAUUUUAGGCUCUUACUUUAAAUAAGUAUCUAACAUUUUAUCACAUUGUUGAAACAAAGAUUCAAUUUCAAUUAAUGUGAUAUACUUCUAUUAAAUUAGUAUUUAUAAAUUAAGAAAAUGUAUUUUAAUUAUAUGUGGCAAUAUGUACAAAAAAUCAAAGAAAUCAAGACAAAAUAUAUAAAAAAAUAGAUUUGGUAUACCGAAUGUGAUUAUUUCAUCACAUGUUAAUGAUAAAUAUUUUAUUAAAAUAAAGGUAUAUUUUAUUAAAAUAAAA